CUCUCUCUCUCUCUCUCUCUCUCAAAUUUUUAGCAACACCGCAGUGGAAACAUUCCAAUCGGUGUGGUGAGCAGAAGAUGGCUCUGUCCACCGCUUCCACCAUAUCCAUCCCAUGCCGACCUUCUCCAUCCCCAUCGUCUUCCUCCUCGUUCCCGCUCAACACUGCUCUUGCGUUCCCUAGCAAGCCCAGGAGGUCAAUCCUCACCGCAAGCUCGUCCGGCGACACCCCAACUGAGACCAACCCGGUGACAACAGAGAGCGACGCCUCGGAAAGCUCCAUCGAAGCUCCUGACUUGGCCCCUUCUCUGAUCUCCGCGCUCAACGUGGAACGAGCCCUUCGCGGCAUCGCCAUCACGGACGUGGAUCAUUACGGUAGGCUCGGGCUCCCAAGAAAAUGCCCCUACGAUCAGGUGGCUGGGGCGUACAAGAAGAAGGUGGAAGAAGUGAAGAGCGAGGAGGGGCUCGAAGAAGACGAGCUCAACGAGAAACUGGAACAACUGAAAGAGUCGUACAGGAUACUGUCGUCCGUGGAAGAGAGGAGACUGUACGAUUGGAGCUUGGCCAGGAGCGGGAAGCCGGACAGAUACAUGUGGCCUUUCGAGCCCGACAUUACUCAGACCCCUACACAAUCUCCUCCUCCGCCGGAGCCGGAGGAUGAGGGGCCGACGAGACUUGUGGGUUACUUCAUGCUUGGAUGGGUGGUAUUGUCCUUCGUAUUAUCAAUUGCUCUCAAUCGAUAGUUCCUCGGACGAUGUAUGGAAUUUAUAAAACAUAUCUCCCAAAGAGAGAUCUUGAAUUGGAUGAAGCAUGGAUCUUGAAUUGGUACUAAAUCAUAAUAAUUCUUAUUAGAA
This is a messenger RNA of Syzygium oleosum, 851 nucleotides long. Its product is annotated as NAD(P)H-quinone oxidoreductase subunit U, chloroplastic. Gene Ontology annotation, cellular component: chloroplast; NAD(P)H dehydrogenase complex (plastoquinone); chloroplast thylakoid membrane. The transcript is spliced from 5 exons. The record is from RefSeq and is a predicted model, not a curated record. NCBI's taxonomy places the organism in Eukaryota, Viridiplantae, Streptophyta, Magnoliopsida, Myrtales, Myrtaceae. The coding region runs from base 78 to 740 and encodes 220 amino acids.